Candida tropicalis MYA-3404 is the source of this 7314-nucleotide messenger RNA. RefSeq names its product Gcn1p (gene GCN1). Gene Ontology annotation, biological process: cellular response to amino acid starvation; regulation of translation. The coding region runs from base 1 to 7314 and encodes 2437 amino acids. The record is from RefSeq and is a predicted model, not a curated record. Gene Ontology annotation, cellular component: cytosol. Gene Ontology annotation, molecular function: protein kinase regulator activity. Lineage: Eukaryota; Fungi; Ascomycota; Pichiomycetes; Serinales; Debaryomycetaceae. The transcript has a single exon.
AUGGCUGAAACAUGGGAUGAAUUGGAACCUAUAUAUGUAAAGGGGAUUCAAAAUUCAUUGCUUUCAGUUAGAAUACCUAUUAUCACUUCCAUCCAACAACUCUUGUCCUCAAUUCCAGAAGAAGAAAUAAACAAGAUUGCAAUUACAUUAUUGAAGACAUAUAAUUACUAUCAUGAUACAAAAUCUAGAAACGAAGCUUUAAAUGCAUUGAAAACUAUUGGCAAACACAAUUCCAAAUAUUUACUGGUAUUUGUCAAAUAUAUCAAUCAAGAAGUAGAUGGUCCAACUUUACCAGUUACGGAUUAUAUGACUCUUUUGCAAUGGAUCAACGCUUUUGUCAUUGAAUUGGCCACCAUUGAUAAGUUAGAUGAUUCUGUUGCUAUUGCUCAAGGAAAAUUAUUGUCCAAGUGUAUUAGUUUUGAAGGUAAACGAAGGAGAGUUCAUAAAUCUGCCAUCCAAACCACUAAAACUGCAAUCUCCGACACUUUAUUUGUUGAUAGCAAGUAUUUGCAAAUCGUUAUAAGGAACAAGUCAUUUGCAUUAUUAGGUGUAUUGGAUUCAGCAUUGGAAAAACAUCCUGGAUUAUUUGAAGUUUAUAAAUCUGAACAUACAGACGAGAUCUUGGAAUUUUUCAUCAACCAAGGGUUAUUAAACAAAACUGCCCCAGAUUCUCACGAUUUGGCAUUAUUUGGCAAUUGUAUUAAAAGUUUGGUUACCGAUUUCUCCAAAUUGUUGCCUCAUAUCGAGAAAGCUAUAAUGAGAUCUUCAGAAAAUGCUUUUGUAUAUACCCUUCCUGUUGUAUUCGAAAACUUGUCAAUUGAUGUUGAAAUCACCACCAAAUUGUUUUCUUCCAUUGUCUCAGGUAUCAAGUCAACCAAGGAACAAGUGAGGAAUGCUGCUGCAAAUACUUUGGACUUGGCAUUGACCAAGAACAGUAAUGCCGCUUUAGUGGAUGAAGUUUUCAAAGCCAUCAAAGCCACCUCAAAUGCCGAAGCUAAGAGUUUGAUUAUUCAAUCAUUGAUUCAUUUUAAUGAUUCAGAAAAGAUAGUCGGCUUGUUGUUACCUUUAGUAUCAAAAGAUCAAAACGAGCAUUCAUUGGCCAGUUUUGUUAAAGUUUUCACUUUCCAUGCUUUGAAAGCCAAUACUCCAGAGGCUAUUAAACAAAUCAUUGCUGGAUUCAACAACGUUAAAUUACGUAGAGUCUGGUUUGUUGAAUUUGGUGAACAAGUUUUUGAUCUUGAAGAGUUCCCAUUCCCAGAAGUUUUACCGGAAUUUGAAAAAAUCUUAUCUCAGAUCGAAGAGUCACCACUUCCUUCAGUGGCCAACAAGUCAAUUGUUUGUGCAUUUGUUAUCUUGGCAUUAACCAAAAAGGAGUCUCCAUUAUUGAAUGACUCAAGAAUUUUUAGUAAACUUGAUGAAGUUGAUUUAAAAUGGUUAGUUAGAGCACUCAAAGAUGAUCCUGUUGGUUGGAUUUAUGUGUUGACCAAUGCACCACAUCAAAUAAGGUUGAUGGCGUUGAAUUCUUUGAAAUUGAAUGAUCAACUUAGCGAAGGAUUAAUUAAAGAAUCAUUAAAUGGUGAUAUCAAAAACCUUAGUCCACUCUUUUCAAAGUUGAGUUCAUACUCCGAGAAAAACUUGAAAGAACUUAUCCUUCCGGCAAGUAAAGCAUCAAUAAACUGGAUUACUUUGGCACAAAGAUCUCAAAAAGUAGACAUUGGGAAAUUAGUUGGUGAAAAUUUCCAAUCUAUCUUUGACGAAUGUGUCCAAGAUGGUUCUUCUGCUGCCAUUAAAGCUCUCGCCGAUAUUGCAUUCAUUAGACCUGACUUAAUCGAACCAAUUGUUUCCUUGAUAGAUUUAGAUGUCAGCGAACUUCAAUUUGAUGACGAAGAAGUAGCUAUUUACAAUGGUACUGAAGGUGAAUUGGUGGUAAACAUUCUUGGAUCCAAGGAAAAGGAGCUCGAUAAGAACUCCAAGGAUUAUGAAAUCAAGAAAUGGGAACAAAGCAUCAAGAAAGAGUUGAAACAACCAAAGAAAUUGACCAAAGAAGAACAAGCAUUGGUAAAUGAACAGCUCGCCAAGGAGACUGUUAUUAGAAAACAAGUUGCUGAAGUUGUUGACAAAGUUAACUUUGUCAUUGACUUGAUAACUGAAUUGACUAAUCAAGCUAAACUUGCAAACAACGGUUCUAACUUAUGGUUUCCAGUUGCAAUUAACAAAUUGCUUACAUUACCAACCACUUCUGGUUUGUUUAAUCCUGUUGAUGCUUUCCUUAACGCAUCCAUGUUAAUCUCACCAAGAUUAGGUGUAUUACAAAAGUUUAUUGGUGUUGCUACUCUUCGAUCAUACGGUUUCAAAUUAGAUGAAAGCUUAGAGCAAGAGCCUUUGAUUUCCUUGAUUGGUAGAAUCUUGUACAGAAUCAAAAUGUUGAGUGACCAACAACCUUUAGAUGCAUUGAGUUUGUCAUACAUUUUGCCUUUGUUAACCAAGGUAUUGUACGAUGGUAAAGCUGUUGCUAUUAGAAACUCCAGCAAGACUGCUGUCACUUCAGAAUUUGUUGAAGAAGAUCCAGAAGAAGAACAAUUAUUGUUGGCUGUCGAAAUCAUUUCUGCUCAUGCUGAAUCAUUUGAAGACGAAAAGAUUCCUCGUACUAGCAUUUUAGAAGUUUUGAUUUCUUUGAUGAAAUUGCCUUCCAAGGCUAAAUUGUCCAAGGAAUGCUUCUUGUCAUUAUGUCAACAUAUUGCAUACAACAUUUCUGACUUUGAUUUGCAAUUGUUAUUAAGUAGUAUUAUCACUUCCCAUGUUUUCGUCAGAUCAACAAUUUUGGAAGGUUUAGAUGCUGAAUUUGAAUUGGAAAAGUAUUCUAAAGAAUUAUUUGUUGCUACUCAUGACAAUGACGAAAAUUGUCAAGAAAUUGCUCAAACUAUUUGGGAAGAUAACGAAUUAAAGGUUCAAGAUACCACUAAUUUACUUGAAUUAUUUGGAAAUAGUGAUGCUGGUUUAAGAAACUCCAUUGCCAAAGCAUACGUUGAUGCUGCUUCUCAAAAUGGUUCUUUAAAUUUGCAAGAGUUGUUUGAUUUGUAUGAAGAAAAGAAAAACCCACCAGCACCAAAAUUGGAUAAAUUUGGUUUGGUCAUCAAGUCAACUAUUGUUAACAAAGACCGUUGGGAAGAAAGAUCUACCGUGGCUAUCACUUUGAAAUUGUUAGCACCGUUGUACACUCAAUCUGAUGUUGAACAAUUGUUUAAAUUCCUUGUUGAAACUGCAGACAAAGAUGAGCAUGUUCGUCAAGAAUUACAAGAUGCGGGAAUUGAAGCCAUCAAAUUACAUGGCGCUAACAACGUUGAAGUUUUGAUUCCAAUUUUCGAAGAAAGUUUAGCCACUUCUAGUAAAGAAGCCGUGGUUGUGUUGUAUGGUACAUUAGCUCGCGAUUUAGAUAAAUCUGACGCAAGAUUGAAGAUUAUUAUCGAAAGAUUGAUGAAGAGUUUGGAUACACCAGCUGUUCAAUAUGCUGUUUCUGAGUGUAUUGCUCCAUUAGUUCCUGCAAUGGAUAAUUUACAACAAGUGUUUGAUGAAUUAUUUGAAAAAUUAUGGACUGCUAAAAAAGUAUCCUCUCGUCGUGGUGCCGCAUAUGGUAUUUCUGGUUUAGUUAAAGGUAGUGGUAUCAAAUCAUUAAGUUCCUUUGAUAUUAUUAGAAACUUGACUGAUGCUGCUGAUGAAAAGGAUGUCAUUAAACGUGAAAGUGUUUCCAUCUGUUUUGAAACUUUGUCCAAGAGUUUGGGUAAAUAUUUUGAACCAUAUGUUUUGGAAAUUUUGCCAAUUAUUCUUAAAUCAUUGGGUGAUCCAGUUCCAGAAGUUAGAACAGCUACUGAUAACGCUGCUAAGGAAAUCAUGAAAAAUACCACUUCUUUUGGGGUUAAGAAGUUAAUUCCAUUGGCCAUUUCUAACCUUGACGAAAUUCAAUGGAGAUCCAAGAAAGGGUCAGUUGAGUUGUUGGGUUCUAUGGCUUAUUUGGAUCCGGCCCAAUUAUCCGCUUCAUUGUCUAUUAUUAUCCCACAAAUUGUCGGUGUUUUAAAUGACACACAUAAAGAAGUUCGAAAAGCCGCUUCUGCUUCUUUACAAAGAUUUGGUGAAGUUAUUAGAAAUCCAGAAAUCCAAGCCAUUGUUCCGGAUCUUAUUAAUGCAAUUGGUGAUCCUACUAAAUACACCGAUGAUGCGUUGGACAAAUUGAUCAAGACUCAAUUCGUCCAUUAUAUUGAUGGACCUUCGUUAGCAUUGAUUAUUCAUGUUAUUUACAGAGGUAUGAAAGACAGAGCCUCCACCAAGAAGAAAGCAUGUCAAAUUGUUGGUAAUAUGGCUAUUUUGGUUGAUGCCAAGGACUUGCGUGGUUACUUGAGUGAAUUAGUUAAUGAGUUAGAAAUUGCUAUGGUUGACCCAGUUCCAGCAACCAGAUCUACUGCUGCAAGAGCAUUAGGAUCCUUGGUUGAAAAAUUAGGUGAAGAUAGUUUCCCAGGCUUGAUUCCUAAAUUAUUAGACACCCUUAGAGAUGAUACUAAAGCUGGUGACAGAUUAGGUUCUGCUCAAGCAUUAGCCGAAGUUAUUUGUGGUCUUGGUAUCACCAAAUUGGAAGAAAUGUUACCAACUAUUUUAUCCUCAGCUAGUUCACCACGUACUCGUGCUGGUUUCAUGCCAUUGUUGUUAUUCUUGCCAGUUUGUUUUGGAUCACAAUUUUCACCAUAUCUUAACAAAAUUAUCCCACCAAUUCUUCAAGGUUUGGCAGAUCAAGAUGAAGAUAUUAGAGACACUGCAUUGAGAGCAGGUAGAUUGAUUGUCAAGAAUUAUGCCAAGAAAGCAGUUGAUUUGUUAUUACCAGAAUUGGAGAAUGGAUUAUCUGAUGAAAGUUAUAGAAUCAGAUUAUCAUCUGUUGAACUUACUGGUGACUUGUUAUUCCAAAUCACUGGUAUUUCUGGUAAGAAUGAACUUACCGAAGAUCAACAAUCUGUCAGCAAGACCCUUAUUAAUGUUUUGGGACAAGAACGUCGUGACCGUGUUUUGGCCUCACUUUUUGUUUGUCGUUCUGAUGUUGCUGGUAUUGUUAGAAAUGCCACUGUUGACAUUUGGAAAGCAUUGGUUGCAAAUACUCCAAAGACUGUCAAGGAAAUCUUACCAGCUCUUACCUCAAUUGUUGUCAAGAGAUUGUCGUCCAAUGACGAUGUUCAAAGAACUAUUGCUGCUCAAACCUUAGGUGAAAUGGUUCGUCGUGUUGGUGCCAAUGCAUUGAGUCAAUUGUUGCCUACUUUACAAGAAUCCGAUGACAAGCAAGGUGUUUGUAUCGCUAUCACGGAAUUGAUCAAAUCAACAUCUCAUGAUGGUUUGGUUGAAUACCAAGAUAUUUUCAUUGAUAUCAUUAAAGAUGGUCUUGUUACUUCUAGAGAAGAAGCUGCUGUUGCCUUUGACGCAUUACAAGAUGAAUUGGGUAAGGUUGUUAUUGAUGAAAUUGUUCCUGAUUUGUUGAAGAGAUUGAAGGAUCCAAAUGCAUUGUUGGCCAUGAAAGACAUCAUGCUGAAGAAAGCCGAUGUUAUUUUCCCAAUCUUGUUACCUACUUUGCUUUCUCCACCAAUUGACACUGAAGCAUUGGCUUCAUUGGCUCCAGUUGCUGGUUCUGCCUUGUACAAGAGAUUAUCAGUUAUCAUCAAUGCUUUGGUUGAUGCUGAAAGUGAUGCUAUCGAUCAAGUUAUGUUGUCUGUUGAAGAUGAUGGUGUUCAUCAAUUGAUGCAAAUCAUUAUGGGCUUAUUAAAAGAUGAAGAUCCAAAAAGAAGAAUGUUCAUUUUCUCAAGAUUGGGUGUCUUUUUCGAAAAUACUGAAAUUGACUACUCUAUGUAUCUUGAAGAUAUGGUAAGCAGAUUGAUUUUGUCAUUAGCUGAUCCAUCUCCAGAAGUUGUUAAAGGUGCAUUUGAUUCUUUGUCUGCAUUGGUUAAAAAACAACCUAAAGAAAGUCUUGAAAAAUUGGUUAAACCAGCUAAGCAAACUUUGGACCUCUGUAUCGACGUUCCAGCAUUCAAAUUACCAAAAGGGCCAAAUUGUAUUUUACCAAUUUUCUUGCAUGGUUUGAUGUAUGGUAACCAAAAGGAAGCUGCUGCAUUAGGUAUUGCUGAUAUUAUUGACAAGACCCCAGCUGAUAAUUUGAGACCAUUCUCAACUGCCAUGACUGGUCCAUUGAUCAGAGUUAUUGGUGAAAAGGUUGCAAGUGAUAUUAAAGCUGCUAUUUUGGUUGCCUUGAAUAACUUAUUAUUGAAGAUUCCACAAUUCUUGAGACCAUUUAUUCCACAAUUGCAAAGAACUUUUGUCAGAUCAUUAUCAGAUAAUAAUGAAAAAUUGAGAAAGAGAGCUGUUGUUGCUUUGGGUACUUUAAUUAAGUUCCAACCAAGAGUUGACUCUUUAGUUACUGAAUUGGUCAAUGGUAUCAAGACCACUGAAUUUAAAGAGUCUAUGUUGAAAGCUAUGUUAGUUGUUGUUGAACAAGCAGGUAAGAGUUUGAGUGAAGCUUCCAAGCAAUCCAUUUUAGCCGUUGCAGAACAAGAAAUGGAUCCAAUUUUGAUUGGUUCAUUAGCAGGAAGUUUAUCUGAUGAAGAAGCAAGCAAUAUUUUGAAGAGUAUUUUAAGUGAUGAAGAAUCUAAAUUCUCGAUUCUUGCAAUCAACUCAUUCUUGAAAUACAGUCCAGAACACGUCAAGAAUGACCAAGUUGUUGAAUAUCUUAAAAAUUGUGCCAAUUCCAGUAAUGCUUACAUGAGUGACAAUGCAACUAUUGCCAUUGGUAAGAUGUUAUUGUUAAGUGAAGGUGAAAAUACUGAUGUAAAUACUGCUGAAUUGAUUGAACAACUUGCAAUUAAUAUUGUUCAACCAAAAUCUUCAUCACCUGAUACGAGAAGAUUGUCAUUGGUUGUGGUUAGAACUUUUGCUAGAAAACACCAAGAACAAUUAACUAAUGAAGUAUUUGAUGUGAUUGUUCCAAGUAUUUUCAGUAGUAUCAGAGAUCCAAUCAUUCCAAUCAAAUUAGCUGCUGAAAAGGCUUUCCUUGAAGUGUUUAAUAUGGUUGAAAAGGGUAAUGAAGUAUUUGAUUCUUGGUUUAAAGGAGAAAAUUUGAUUACUGUUACUGGCACAACUAUUGUUGCUAGAUCAAUUGGUGAUUAUACCAAGAGAGUUGCUACUAGAUUAGCUAAUGUUGAAAGAGAAAGAAUUGAAGCAGGUGGUGAUGAAGAAACUUUGUUUAGUGAUAGAAUUGAAGAUGAAAAUGAAAUUUGGCAAGUUGGUAUAUAA